Molecule: messenger RNA, 1318 nt
Organism: Clupea harengus (Atlantic herring)
Lineage: Eukaryota; Metazoa; Chordata; Actinopteri; Clupeiformes; Clupeidae
Gene: rassf2a
Product: Ras association domain family member 2a
Biological process (GO): signal transduction; regulation of non-canonical NF-kappaB signal transduction; positive regulation of protein kinase activity
Cellular component (GO): nucleus; cytoplasm
Source: RefSeq, a predicted model, not a curated record
GCUUAAUAUUAAAUAUAUGAAACCUCUUUUUUUUGCUUUUCUUUUUUAGGUUCAUCCUCAACCCCCCUGUUUCUCCCCCCCCUCUCUACCGGCCUGGUCCAUGAGGUGCUGGAUGAAGUAGAAUGGAUGACAGCCAGAAUGGCGUGCAGGUCGGAGAGAACAAGUUCAUCAGCAAGAGAACCAUUUUAUCCCAUCUGAAGACCUACAACCUCUACUAUGAGGGAAAGACUCUCCAGCUCAGACACCGAGAGGAGGAGGGAGAGCUGAUCGUGGAGGGUUUGCUCAACAUUUCCUGGGGCCUGAAGCGACCAAUCAGACUGCAGAUGCAGGAUGACCACGAACGAAUCAGACCUCCUCCGUCCUCCACUUCCUGGCACUCGGGCUGUAACCUGGAUGCGCAGAGCCAAGAAGGAUCCAAUCAGACCCCGCCUCCCAUUGAGGUGACACCCCCACCUGACCAAUCAGAGAACAAUGGGGUGAAGGAUGAGGAUGACGAGGAUGAAGGGUAUGACGCCUCCUCACAGCUCCUCAGGACCAAGAGUGAUGCCGGAGUACUGAGGCGGGCCAACCGGCGGUCGCCUAGCGACCAGCGACGCAUCAGACGCCACCGCUUUUCCAUUAACGGACACUUUUAUAAUCACAAAACGGCAGUGUUCACUCCGGCCUACGGCUCCGUUACAAACGUGCGCAUCAACAGCGGCAUGACCACACCGCAGGUGCUGCGCGUGCUCUUCAACAAGUUUAAGAUUGAGAACAGUCCUGACGAGUUCGCUCUGUACCUGGUACACACCAGUGGAGAGCGUCUACAGCUGAAGCGUAGUGACUAUCCCAUGAUAUUGCGAGUACUGCAGGGUCCCUGUGAACAAGUGUGCCGAAUCUUCCUCAUGGAGCAAGACCAGGUCGAGGAAGUCACCUACGAUGUGGCGCAGUACAUCAAGUUUGAGAUGCCCGUGUUGAAGAGCUUCAUCACCAAACUGAAGGAGGAGGAGGACAGAGAAGUGCAGAAAUUAAGAACCAGGUACUCUUAUCUCCGCUGCAUCAUUGAGAAACAGCUGCAGUGCCUUCCAGAGGGCAGCACCUGUAUGUGAUCCCCAUCACCCCCUGCAGGCCUCUUCAUCCACCAUCCCUUACACACACACACACACACACACACAGUCUCUCUCACAUACACACACACGCACAGACACACUCUCUCCUCUUGCUCUCCAUCUCUCUCUAAGAACAAGCAGCAUGUGUAUAUGAGCCAUCAGACUCCCUUCUUCUUCCUCCUUCAUCUCUCACCCCCCGCCCCCCACACACACACACAGUCUCUCACACA